This is a messenger RNA of Gastrolobium bilobum, 2259 nucleotides long. RefSeq lists its product as uncharacterized. The transcript is spliced from 3 exons. The coding region runs from base 1 to 2259 and encodes 752 amino acids. The record is from RefSeq and is a predicted model, not a curated record. Lineage: Eukaryota; Viridiplantae; Streptophyta; Magnoliopsida; Fabales; Fabaceae.
AUGACUCCUGCUGUCAUUCCACCUAUUGGAAGUGUGGUUCGACCUACAGUAGAGCCCAAUAGUUUCGAAUUGAAGCCUGCACUGGUACAGUUGGUGCAGAAAGAACAGUUUGCUGGAACAAGUGCAGAGGAUCCAUACCUGCACAUUGAAAAUUUCUUGCUGUUAAGUGACACUAAGAAGAUUAAUGGAACCAAGUUUUUGGCCAGAUUCUUUUCAGCAGCCAAGAGGACAAAGUUGAAGGAUGAGAUUACAGGGUUCAAGCAAAAAGAAUUAGAGUCUAUCUAUGAGGCGCGGGAGAGGUUCAAGACAUUCUUGAGGAAAUUCCCACAACAUGGGAUAGAAGUGUGGAAUCAAGCAGCAAUCUUCCUCCAGGGGUUGACAACCACUACUAGGACAUUGGUGAAUGCCACAGCUGGUGGUUCAUUGACAACCAAGACUCCUCAGGAAGCCCUGGACAUCUUUGAGUCCUUAGCAUCUCAGGAGUUUGACAAUGCUCCAGUGAAUGACAGAAGAAUGGGAAUUAUUAAAUUGGAUGGCUAUGAUGCUUUAUUAGCCAAGAAUGACCAGAUGCAGCAAGUGCAGAAACAACAACAACAACAAAUUGAUUCUCUCACAAAGAAGAUUUCUUCUCAGAAGGUUUCUUCUGUGGACACUAAUUCUGUGUGUGCCAGUUGUGAGAAAAGCCAUGUUACAGAUGAUUGUGAUUGUGGGAGACCUGCUAAACAAGCAGAAGUUAAUGGAGUGUGCUAUGACCAUAACAACCAGAGGAAUUACAAUAACCAGGGGCGAAAUGUGUAUGUGCCACCAUGGAAGAACAAGAAUCAACACCCAGAGUUCAAUUAUAGUUCCAACCAUCCGUUGAAUCCUCCACUACAUCCUCCUCCAACACACUCAUCACAGCCAAGUGAUACUACUGCAUGGGAGAAAACUUUUGCCCAGUUAUCAAAGACUACUCAAGAUUACAUCCAGGGGUCAAAUUCUUUCAGGGAAGAGACUUCUGCUUUCAUGCAGGAGACUAAGACAACAUUAAGAAACCAGGAAGCAUCCAUCCAGAAUUUGGAGACACAGGUUGGUCAGUUGUCUAGGCAGAUAGAUGAGAGGCCACAGGGAAAGUUCCCUGGUGAUACUAUGGUGAAUCAAAAGGAGCACAACAAGUCCAUCAUUACAAGAAGUGGGCUUGUGCUCCAACCGGUGAACAAGAAAGUGGAUGAGAAGAAAGUGGGAGAAAAGAAAAGUCAGGAGGAAGUUGUUGUUGAAGAUGUUGUAGUUGAAAAUGAUAAAGAAGAGGAAGUUGAGGAAAAGAAGAAGGAAGAAGAGGUAGUGGUUGAAAAAAGUUCUUCACCCAAGAAGUUGAUGAAGUGGGAGAAGAAGAAGAUGGCUGACAAGCAGGACCAACCAAUUAACCUAUCUCCUUAUGCUAAAGUGCCUUAUCCUCAACGGUUGAAGCAGGAAAUCCAGAAGCAGCACUAUGCAAGGUUUCUGGAUAUUUUUAAGAAGUUGCAGAUUAACAUUCCAUUUGCUGAGGCCCUGGAGAACAUGCCUCACUAUGCCAAAUUUAUAAAGGAUCUUCUGUCUAAGAAGAGGAAAUUGAAGGAUGGUGAGACAGUGGCUUUGACAGAAGAGUGUAGUGCCCUGAUCCAAAAGAAGCUUCCACCAAAAUUGAAAGAUCCUGGAAGUUUCAGCAUCCCUAUUGCCGUUGGAGAUGUGGAAGUAGGGAAGUCACUUUGUGAUUUGGGGGCCAGUAUAAAUCUGAUGCCUUUGACUGUAUGUAGAGCCUUGGGAAUCAACACCCUGAAGGAUACUAAUCUUAUAUUGCACCUUGCUGAGAGAUCCAUCAAAAGACCAGAAGGUGUGGUUGAAGAUGUUCUGGUCAAGGUGGACAAGUUUAUUUUUCCAGUGGAUUUUGUUAUUCUAGAUAUGGAAGAAGAAGAUACUGAAAGCCCUCUACUGCUAGGGAGGCCAUUUUUAGCAACUGCUAGAUCCCUGAUUGAUGUUGAACAGGGAAGAGUUGUGGAAGAAGUGACAGGAGAAGAGGACCUGUUAUUGGAGGAAGACAAAAGUAUGGAAGAAAUGCGUGGGGAAUUUUAUCAAGAGGAACCAAUAGUUGAAGAGCUUGAAAAGAAGAUGGAUGACAUUCCUAAGGGAACACCUAAGGUGGAACUGAAAGAACUACCUUCAAAUUUGAAGUAUGUGUUCCUUGGGGAUGAUGAAACCUACCCAGCCAUUAUCAAUGCAUUUUUGUCUAAGGGGAGGAAGUGA